This is a messenger RNA of Hippopotamus amphibius kiboko, 1070 nucleotides long. RefSeq names its product intraflagellar transport 20 (gene IFT20). NCBI's taxonomy places the organism in Eukaryota, Metazoa, Chordata, Mammalia, Artiodactyla, Hippopotamidae. Bases 329 to 727 code for a protein of 132 amino acids. Gene Ontology annotation, biological process: centrosome localization; intraciliary transport; protein localization to cilium. Gene Ontology annotation, cellular component: Golgi apparatus; centrosome; cilium. The transcript is spliced from 6 exons. The record is from RefSeq and is a predicted model, not a curated record.
GCAGCGGCCGAGGCAGGCGGCGGGCAGGGCGCCGGCUGCCGCUGAGCGGUGAGAGGAGCUGCCUGCCGACGUCAGCGUGGGUCGCAGGCGCCGGUACUGCGGGGUGGACAGGGCGGGCACCAGGUUGCACUCAUCCUUACUGCCAGCAUCUAGCAGUGUUGGCAUGUAGUAGGCACUCAAGAAAUGUGUGUUGAAUGAACGAUGCCUGUGACGAGCAACUGGACUUUAUUCUUUCCUGACCCUUGCUCCUGUGACACACCUCUUCCUGGCUGACACUGUCACCCCUUCAGAGCAGAACUUCUCUAGGGAGGCUGGAAAGGAAACAGCCAUGGCCAAGGACAUCCUGGGUGAAGCAGGGCUGCACUUUGAUGAGCUGAACAAGCUGCGGGUGCUGGACCCAGAGGUUACCCAGCAGACCACAGAGCUCAAGGAAGAGUGCAAGGACUUUGUGGACAAAAUUGGCCAGUUUCAGAAAAUAGUUGGUGGUUUAAUUGAGCUUGUUGACCAACUUGCAAAAGAAGCAGAAAAUGAGAAGAUGAAGGCCAUUGGUGCUCGGAACUUGCUCAAAUCUAUAGCAAAACAGAGAGAAGCCCAACAGCAGCAACUCCAGGCUCUCAUAGCAGAAAAGAAAAUGCAGCUCGAAAGGUAUCGGGUUGAAUAUGAAGCUUUGUGUAAAGUAGAAGCAGAACAAAAUGAAUUUAUUGACCAAUUUAUUUUUCAGAAAUGAACUGAAAAUUUCAUUUUCUAGCAGGAGGGCAAAAAAAAGAAAAAAACCCACAACCCCCAAACCAAAAAAACCUCUGUACCAUUCCAGUGACUUGACUAAUGACCUAAGUGUGUCAUGUGAGAUGGUGUGUGAGGAGUGCAGCAUCUCUGAAGGCAAUAAAACAUCUGGGGGAGCUUGUUUCAGAUGUCAGUGCAUAUCUGCAGGCGAACACCCAGUGGCCAUCGUGGUCCAGGUUUUCAUCUCUUGCAUUCUUGGUCUGAAAAGAGCAGUCUGUAAACUUUUUUUUUUUGUAAAUUCACAAAGCUUUGGAAGGAAAAGCAAUAAAUUAUUAUUUUCAAAUGGC